CUGAAAAUGUCAAGAUACGUUUACCAGAUGCUUUUGCAGCAGGUCGACUGGCUGUAACCAACAAAUGCUCUGUCGACGCGACCCGACAGACAAGAUAACGUUGCCUAUAGCAAUAAUGUUGCAAUUGUGAAACACUAGGAGAAAUAAACCGCCAUGGACGACAGGCUGCAAGAUGUGGUCCGGGCGAUGCAGCUUGCUCGUGCUGGCUUGCUCCCGGAAGCCCCAAACCAUUUACAUUCGCGGAUGGCUGUACCGCAGCAAGCCGCCGACAAGCCCCAACACCCGCCCCAGCCCCUCAUACCAUCGCUACUUCAGCCGCUGCUGCGCUCACCUGCUGCUGCUGCUGCCGGCCCCAGCUUUCAACAACAUCCACAAACCCUGGGCAGCAGCAGUGGCACCCUGGGCAGCAGCCAUGGACUCGGACUCGCCGCCGCUUCCUCGCAGGGCGGCUUCGGUGGCUUCGGCGCUGAGCCCACCAAAGCCCUGGAAGGCUCCUGGCCGCAAUCCCUCUUGCAACUGCGGCCACCGAUGCCACCACCACCACCGCAGCAGCAGCAGCAGCCACAGCCACAGCCGACACAGCAGCUGCAGCAGGGGCUACCCCCACACCAGCAGCACCAGCAGCCACAGCUGCCAGCAUGCAGCAGCGGAGAUCCCAGCCGACUGGAGCACCCAGAGGCUGCCCUUGGACGGCAAGGCACGCUACAGCACAUGCAGCAGCAGCAGCAACAACAGCCACACCAGCAUCGGCAAAUGGGCUGGCAGCUGUCACUGCAGCAGCAGCAGCCCCUGUCGUGGCUGCAGCAGCAACAGCAACAGCAGCAGCAGCAACAACAAGGGAUGUCGUUUCCCCAGGACCUAGCUCCUGUGAGUCCAUUUCUGGGGCGUGGGGAUGGCGGUCAGGGCGGCAUUCCUUUCUUGAGUGGAAGGGAAGGCCGGUCUGAGGACCUGUCGUACCGGUCACCGGCGCCCUUGCUGCUGCUGCAGCCUCAUCAGCAGCAGCAACAACAGCAGCAACAGGUGGCGGCAGGCGCGGGGACAACAGCUGCCGGCAGUGAUGGUGGCAUGGCAUGUCUGGUGGCUGCGUUGCUGCAGAGCAGACACCAACACCAACACCAACAGGGUCAACAGCAGCAAGUGAUGCAGCAACAACAAGAGAGACAGCUGCAGCAACAACAGCAGCAGCAGCAGCAGCAACAACAACAACAGCAACAGCAGCAGGAUGGCUUGCAGUGGCAGCUAGAGCAGCAGCAGGGGCGGCAACAACAAGAGGAGCAGGACUUGAGGCAGCGGCUUCAACAACAGCAGCAGCAGCAUUAUCAGCAGCAACUCACGGGGCUGGAACAGCAACAACAACACCAACAACAGCUGCAACAACAACAAGACCAGAAGCAACUUAACCAGCAGCAGCAGCAAGAAGAAGGUCACCACCAGCAGCAGCAGCAGCAGCUGUGGCAGCAGCAGCAGCAACUCCAGCAGCUGCAACGCCAACAGCAGCAGUUGCAUUUUCGGCAGCAGCAAAGUCAAUUCAACCCGCUUCGUUUGCCGCUGCCACUGCCGCAGCGGCCAUCCCAGUUAUCAUCGCCCCUGCAGCAGCAACACCGUCACCACCAGCAGCAACACCACCACCAGCAGCACCAACCUCCGGCCUCGCUAGCCGGAACAACCUCAGUCGGAGUCCGGAGCGGCGGCGAUGGAAGCAAGAACCGAGGGGCUGAUGCGAUUGACCUGACGGCGGAGGACGACGACGAGGAGGGUUCGGAGCCCCAUGGUGCUGGAGCCCCGGGACGUGUUGGGGCCGGUGUAGGGCCCAAGAGGAGGCUGGCGUCCUCGCUUCCACCAGACUCCCCCGCAGCCAAACGCCUCGCUACGGCGGCUGGAUCCCCAGCCCAGCAGCGGCACCAGGACCCAACACAGCAGCCCCCACAGCAACACAGCCAACAACAGCAACCAUACCAACCACAACCGCAGCAGCAGCAGCACCCACAACAGGCCCAGCCCCCACAGCAGCCCCAGGCCCCACCGCUGCAGCAGUCGGCUCCAGGUCCGCUGGAGCUGCUGAUGCGGGAGCGGCUGGCGCUCAUCCGCAGCCGACUGUUGGAGGGAACCCUGCCCUUGGUAGCGAUGAUGAUGAACAACAAUCCUGCAGUGAACAACACAGAUGCUAAUGGCAACAGCAGCAGCAGCAGGGGCGGCGUUGCUGACAUACAUGGCAACGGCAGCCGCAGUGCCCAUGAGCCAAUGAGGACUAAGGGUGAAGCAGCAGGAGUCGCCGAUAACAACGGCACUCAUGGCAGCAUUAACAAUUUUGGCGGUAGCACUAUUAGCCGUGCGGCAUCACUGUCAGCAGCAGCAGCAGCAGCAGCAGCAGCAGGCGGCGGGCCGCAGGCGGCUGCAUUACGGCCCAUGAACGCGGAGGAGAGGGCGCAGCUUGAACGGCUUGCAGCAAAGCUGGAACGCCAGCUAAAGGCGUUGGAAGACCAACGAAUUGAGCAGCAACAGCAAGAACAGCAACAACUUCUGUCGAUCCGUCAUCAACGGCAACAGCAGCAACAAGGAGAGCUACAGGCGAUGGGCCGCCUUACUGUGCCUUCAUUUUCGUUGUUGCCGCAAGGGCACCAGCGCCCAAUGAAUCAUAACCACUGUCAUCAGACGUUGCAGACGCUGCAAUCACGUACAAGUACGGAGGCAGCCAUGGGGCCAUCCCUGACGCACGCCGGUCCUGCCCCAGCUCCCGCUGCUGCUGCUGCUGCUGCUGCUGCUCCCGCUGCUGCUGCUGCUGUUGCUGCCCCCGCUGCUCCUGCUGCCGCGGUUGUGACUGGCAGCAGCGGCGCGGUGAUGAGCAAUGGCGGCGGCGGGGGAAGCGGCAGCGGCAGCGGCCCGGGGAGGAGCGUGGUGACGGGCUUUCGGCUGGGCUCCCUCAGCCGCAACGACACGGCAGCUGUAUGCCGCUCCGGCUCCUCCACACGACCGGCACACACCAGCUCUGCUGCUAAGGGCUCUGCUUCCAAGAGCAGCAGCAGCGGCCUCAGCAGACAAGCUAGCAUGCAGCAGCUGCCGCCGCCGAUAACGACGGGUCCUACUGCUGCUGGCGCCGCUGCCGCCGGCACGAACACCACGGGUACGGGGCUCAAGGGGCCGCCCGGUGGUUCGUUGGGAGCAGGACUCAGCGGAUUGACGGGGGGAGCGGCGACGGUUGGUGGCGGCGGCGGGAGGGAUGGCGGCCCCGCGCGAGUCACUGAGCACCAGCAGGCGCUGAAGGCGGUGAUGGAGAGCCUGCAGGUCAGCGGAGACGAGGAGCUGGAGCCGCCGCCGCGAACGCUGCAAGUGUCGGUGCUACGACACCAGCGAAUGGCGCUGGCGUGGAUGUUGCGCCGAGAGACCCGUGGGUCACAGCCCCGCGGCGGCAUCCUGGCGGACGAUCAGGGCCUGGGCAAGACGGUGACCACCAUCUCCCUCAUCGUCACGCACACAAACCUCCAAGCGGAGGAGGAAGCGGCGGAGGGAGAGCAACAGGGAGGAGGUAGGCGUCAGCAGCAACAGCAGCAGCGAAGGCUUCAGGAAAUACAGAAGCUGAAGGCGCUGGCAGACCACCUGGGGCAGCAACAGCAACAACAGCAGCAGCAGGUGCAGCAGCAGCAGCAAGGGGAGGGGAAAGGGGA
Molecule: messenger RNA, 3662 nt
Organism: Astrephomene gubernaculifera
Lineage: Eukaryota; Viridiplantae; Chlorophyta; Chlorophyceae; Chlamydomonadales; Astrephomenaceae
Source: the annotation of a GenBank genome assembly